Molecule: messenger RNA, 2548 nt
Organism: Electrophorus electricus (electric eel)
Lineage: Eukaryota; Metazoa; Chordata; Actinopteri; Gymnotiformes; Gymnotidae
Gene: snrnp70
Product: small nuclear ribonucleoprotein 70 (U1)
Biological process (GO): mRNA splicing, via spliceosome
Cellular component (GO): U2-type prespliceosome; U1 snRNP; precatalytic spliceosome
Molecular function (GO): U1 snRNA binding; mRNA binding
Source: RefSeq, a predicted model, not a curated record
CGCGCCAUUUUAAGAGUGCUGCGCGAAGAACAAGAGAAUUAACAUCGGGUGGUCUUUAACAAAAAUACACAUACUGUAGUGUUCUUGCUGUCAAAAUAUAGUAUUACAGGAAUAUCUUUGUGUAUUUUAUUUUCCGUUACGAUUGGAAGUUUUAUUCGGGAUUGAAUGCGGAGCUGAGGUGAACAAUGACGCAGUUUUUGCCUCCGAAUCUGCUGGCGUUGUUUGCCCCGCGGGACCCUAUACCAUUCCUGCCGCAGCUUGAGAAACUUCCCCAUGAGAAGCAUCACAACCAGCCAUAUUCAGGCAUCGCUCCUUUUAUCAAGCACUUUGAGGACCCUAGAGAUGCCCCCCCACCUACCAGAGCCGAAACACGAGAGGAGAGAUUGGAAAGGAAGAGACGUGAGAAGAUGGAGAGGAGGCAGAUCGUGGUAGAGGAAGAGCUGAAGUUGUGGGAUCCUCACAAUGAUCCCAAUGCUCAGGGAGAUGCCUUCAAAACCUUGUUCGUGGCUCGAAUUAAUUAUGAUACUACAGAGUCCAAGCUGCGUCGUGAGUUUGAAGUAUAUGGUCCUAUCAAAAGGAUCUAUAUUGUGUACAACAAGAGGACAGGGAAACCACGUGGCUAUGCUUUCAUUGAGUAUGAACAUGAGCGAGACAUGCACUCCGCCUACAAGCAUGCAGAUGGCAAAAAGAUUGAUGGGCGGCGGGUACUGGUGGAUGUGGAGAGAGGUCGUACUGUGAAAGGAUGGCACCCCCGUAGGCUGGGUGGGGGUCUGGGUGGUACGAGGAGAGGUGGAGCAGACGUUAACAUCAAACACUCUGGCCGAGAUGACACUUCCCGUUAUGAUGAUAGACCUAUUGGGAGUGACCGUGAUCGUGACCGUGGAGAUCGGCGUGAGAGGAGUCGCGAGCGUGAGCGGGACAGGGAACGUGGUGAGCGGCGACGGUCGCGCUCUAGGGAGAGGCGCAGGCGCACCCGGUCCCGCGAGCGUGACAGAGCAGCGCCGCCAGUUGCUGAGGAGGGAGGCGGCAGCCGUCGAAGAGAAAGGGAACGGGAGAGGGGGGAGGUUGAAGGCAAGACCCGAGAGAGGAGCCGAGACCGCGAGCGUGACCGUGAGCGCAAGAGGAGGAGCCGGAGCAGGGACAGGAGGAGGGAGAGGGAGAGAGGGAAGGGAGGUGAGGAGGGUGUGGGUGGCCUUCCCGAUGGCAUGAUGGGAGAUGGAGGAGAAAGGGGGCAGGAAGAUCCUGCUUUAGGUGAGCCAGGGCGGACAGAUGAGGGGGGCCCAGAGGGAGAGGAGCGAGGGAGGGACCGUGACAGGGAGAGGGAGCGUGACCGUGACCGGAAGCGUAGCCACAGGGAUAAAGAUAGAGACAGGGACAGGAGGAGAGACAGAGAAAGAGAUCGUGAACACAAACGAGAUCGGGGUGAUCGUGAGAGGGGCAGCGAGCGCCGGGAGGACAGGCAUGCCCCCCUACUGCCCCCCAUGGGAGAUCACGAAGGCCUGGGUAACGGAGGUGAGGAAGGGGAUGAGUCGGUCCCGCCACAGUCUGAAGAAGGAUCCCAGGAUGGCAUGGGAAUGAUGAUGGACCAAGACUCCAUGCAGUCUGGGGAAGGCUAUGGCUCCAAUGAGAAUGGAUACAGGAUGGACUUGCAGGGUGAUGAGUAUUAAUCAGAUGGGCUUUGAUUGUACACCAAGGUCAUCACAUGCAGUAUAUGUGAUGUGUUGGGGGGUUUUUUGUUUUUUUUUUGUUUUGUUUUUUUUGCUUUCUUCCCCUGUGGUUUUGUUUUUGUUUUUGUUUUGUUUUUUUUGGCUAGUUCCCUGCUUCUCAGCCAUUCUCUUGGUUCACUUGCCCUUGGUGCUUCUGUCCCUGUGGUGACACUCUCCACAUGAGAAUGUGAGCAUCUUAAUGUACAACAAGUCUUGGGGAGCAUGACCUCCACAGCAAGCAAUGUCUUCUGGUCUGGCAUAGUAACAGCUGAACUUUGAUCAGCCUUUUUUUUGGUGGGGGGGGGGGGAACUGACAUCAAAUAAAUUUGGCAAAGGUUGUAUGAAAAGUUAAUUGAAUCGAUCAUCUCUAUCUGAAUUUCCUGUUUAACAUUUCAGCUGUAGUGCUGUAUUCUAUAAACAUUGAAUGCUGUGCUUGUUUGCUCACGUACAGUAUAAAUAUUUUAUACACUUGUCUGAUUAAAUAGACUUAAUGGAUUAUUCGAGUUCAUGUUUCCCCCCCACCCCCGUAUAAAUCUUUAUUGGUCUACUUCAAGAAUCAUUUCAAGGUAAGGCGUUAUGAUGGGUAAGAUGUUGACUAUAAUUUACGUUAUUUAGGCUCCUCGGAUGCUCAAAUGCUCCAUCAUAUUCUGUUCCUAUUCCCCACGUUGUGAAUCAUAGCAACGACCCUUCUGUGAAGAACGACAGAAAUUGCUGUUCAAUAACUUGCCAUAGAUUCACAAUUUAUUUCAUUUUAUUUUUGAGUGCUUCGUAAAACUAGUUUUUUUUUCGGGGUUCUGUUUUGCAUCUUUCUCUUUUAAUAAACGAUCCCUUUUUUAAUUAUC